This is a messenger RNA of Cannabis sativa, 1998 nucleotides long. Its product is annotated as wax ester synthase/diacylglycerol acyltransferase 11. The transcript has 7 exons. The record is from RefSeq and is a predicted model, not a curated record. Gene Ontology annotation, molecular function: long-chain-alcohol O-fatty-acyltransferase activity; diacylglycerol O-acyltransferase activity. Gene Ontology annotation, cellular component: plasma membrane. Lineage: Eukaryota; Viridiplantae; Streptophyta; Magnoliopsida; Rosales; Cannabaceae. Bases 131 to 1666 code for a protein of 511 amino acids. Gene Ontology annotation, biological process: triglyceride biosynthetic process.
UAAACCCAUAUAAUAUAAGCCAUAGAUAAUUGGAACCCAACCAAUUAUAAGUAACAACAUAAUAUUCCCCCUGUUUAAAUAUACAUAUAAAUUAAUUUUUUUGUAGUGAAAGAUCGAUAAUUAUUAUAUUAUGGAGUUUGAAGAAGGUAUGAGAUCGAGAAAGCAGCAAGCAGUAGUUCUAAAACCAAUUGAGACAAAAGUUAAAAACAGAGGAGAUGAUAUGAAAAUUUCAUUAGAGGAGCCAGUAAGUCCAGCAGGUCGUCUUUUUAACGAACCAAAUUUUAAUGUUCAUAUCUUAGCCAUCAUGGGUAGCAAGAUCAAAAUUAAUUUGGAUUUAGCCAAACAAAAUUUGGUUCAUACUCUGCUCAAGCACCCCCGUUUCUCUAGUCUCCAGGUUGUGGAUGAGGAGAGUGGUAGUGGAAAAAUGAAGUGGGUAAGAACAGAAGUUGAUCUAGACAAGCACAUAAUAGUACCGAUCAUCGACCCAAACAUGGAGGAGUUUAUAAGUCCAGACAAGUUCCUUGAAAAUUACAUUUAUAGCCUCACGAAAAACAAUCUCCUCCUGGACAGGUCAAAACCACUGUGGGAUGUCCACGUGUUAAACCUGAAGACAAGCAACGCCGAAGGAGUUGUCAUUUUCAGAAUCCACCACUCACUGGGGGACGGCAUAUCACUAAUGUCCCUUCUCUUGGCUUGUACACGCCAAAUCGAAAAGCCAGAGGCCGUACCAACACUUCCCACCAAGAAAAUAAUAAACACUUACGAUCAUAACAAUCGUUUUAUCUCAAAGUUAUCGAUCUACUACUGCUUUCUUGGGCUUUGGUGGAUCUUGAAGCUGUUUUGGAACACUUUUGUUGAUUUCGUAUUGUUUGUGGCCACUGCUCUGUUCUUGAAAGACACUCACACACCACUUAGAGGGCUUCCGGGGUGUGAGCAUAAUCCUCGCCGAAUCAUUUUUCGGGUCGUUAGUUUCGAUGAUAUUAAGUUGGUCAAGAAUGCAAUGGCUUCGACUGUAAAUGAUGUUGCCGUGGGAAUUACACAGGCUGGUUUAUCACGAUACCUCAAUAGAAGAUAUGGUGAGAAUGGCGAAGCCUUUCCAAAGAAGAUACGGCUCAGGUCAAAUUUGCUGGUUAAUAUUAGACCAUCUCCGGGAAUUCAAAGUUUGGCUGAUAUGAUGGAGAAGAAUAGCGAAGCAAAGUGGGGGAAUUGGAUUGGUUAUGUGCUCCUUCCAUUUGACAUUUGUUUAAGGGAUAACCCCUUGGAUUAUAUUCGCACAGCUAAAGCUAUUAUUGAUCGAAAGAAACACUCUCUCGAAGCUCUUUGCACUUUCUCCAUUUCUGGUUUCAUUUUUGCCCUUUUUGGCAUCAAGAGAACAAGUGCUCUAUUUCACAAAAUCCUGUCCGCCACUACAAUGGCGUUCUCCAACGUAGUCGGACCACUUGAAGAAAUUGGUUUCUACGGACACCCAAUGGCUUACCUAGCUGGAGCUACCUAUGGCCAGCCACAUGAAUUGAUGGUGAAUUUCCAAAGCUACGUGAAUAAGAUGACUAUUGUUCUGUCUGUGGACGAAGCCACCAUUCCUGAUCCGCAUCGAUUGUGUGAUGAUAUUGUUGAAUCGCUCAAACUUAUGAAAGAUGCUCUUCUCCAAAAAGGCCUCCUCAAAUAAUCUUUUUAAUUAUAAAUAAAUAUAUUAGGUCAAACAGGAUGAAUACUUAGUAUUAUUUUGAUUUUGUUAUAAUUUUUAAAUUAUUAUAUUUGAAAAAUUAUAUAAUUAAUUAAUAUAUCAUAUAUAAUAACUAUUGUCCUUAUUAGGGAUGAAAUAUUAAGGGUGACACUUUAGUAAAGAAAUAGUAUUAGGGGCGACACUUUAAGUUAAUACAUGUUGCUCCUAAUACCUUUUAGAUUAUUAUUUACGGACAAAAAAAGUAACCCUUAAAGCUCUUUUUGUUAUAUUUCGUUAUUUUGAUCAUAAAUGAAAAUUGAUGGCAUUAUGAAUUA